Molecule: messenger RNA, 447 nt
Organism: Melampsora larici-populina 98AG31
Lineage: Eukaryota; Fungi; Basidiomycota; Pucciniomycetes; Pucciniales; Melampsoraceae
Exons: 6
Coding region: 1-447 (148 amino acids)
Source: RefSeq, a predicted model, not a curated record
AUGGUCUAUCGAGAGCCUGAAACAAAGACCUACGAUAGAACCGGAGAUUCGGUGUCGCAAGCCACCAAGGACGCCGAAGAGGACAUUGUCAAUGACAAUAACACCGAAAAGACCACUGAUGUCAAUUCCACAACCGUGCAGAAGGCCGAAAAUGUCAACGCUAAGGGUGUGCGCAAUACCAACGACGACUCGGAUGACGGCACGAAUGAUUUCGAAAUCGGCUACAGGAAACCGAUGGUAAACCUGACAAGAACCUUGACUGAGGUACGAAGGCAACUUAUCAGGCAAGGUGAAGCGGCUCUGGGUUUGGAAAAGACGACUCUCAAAUUCGGCACUGAUAGCAAAGUGUCAUAUUGGAGCAAGAACAAAUCAAAAGAGGAUGGAAAUCAAGAAAACACGAAGCCCGAAUCCGAUGAAUCGCGUUUGAAGAUCACGAAGAAAGAAUAA